GAGCUUUAGUACCGUGACAGUAACAGAAACGGAUUGUUGUACGUCCACGUGAGAUCAGUCGUAAAUUCACGGUAGUUGUUUCCAUUGUCAAAAAGAGUUUUGUUGCGUGUGUCAUAGUCCGCGCGCGUGGCCAACAGAAAAAGAAGAGACUUUUUUAUGCCUUCCACGCCGGGCACCGUCACUUUAUCAUGAUUAAAUUAUUCUCGUUAAAACAGGCGAAAAAGGAUGGCGAAUCGCCGAAACCUGGUACCCAAAAGAAGGCAUCUGCAGCACAACUCAGAAUUACAAAAGAUAUAAACGAACUGAACUUGCCAAAAACAUGUGGAACAGAGUUUCCUGACCCUGACGAUCUUCUUAGCUUUAAACUAAUUAUUUGUCCAGACGAGGGAUUUUACAGGGGUGGCAGAUUCGUUUUCAGUUUCAAAGUUGGACCAAAUUAUCCACACGAACCACCAAAAGUAAAGUGUGAAACACAAGUUUAUCAUCCCAAUAUCGAUUUAGACGGCAAUGUGUGUCUAAAUAUAUUAAGAGAAGAUUGGAAACCAGUCCUCACUAUUAAUUCUAUUGUUUAUGGGCUACAAUAUCUCUUUUUGGAACCUAAUCCAGAAGAUCCAUUAAAUAAAGAUGCUGCCGAGGUUCUGCAAAACAACAGGAGAGUGUUCGAGCAAAAUGUAGCGAAAGCGAUGAGGGGUGGCUAUAUUGGCUCAUUUUAUUUUGAACGAUGUCUGAAGUGAAACUGCGCUCGUUUCCUUCGAGGACACAUCGAGGAAAGAGACCGAGAGUAAAAACUUCUCCCUGCUCUGAACGCGUUCCUCUCGUCUAUCACGUUUAUCCGUCGACGUGCCUCUUUGCGUCUUCUUGAUCUCGAGUGCUUCAUACCUUUGGCCGACAAACCAUUGGUAGCAAAACAGAAAAAGAAAAAACAAACACAAAAAUAAUAAAAUAACGACAUCAAUGCGUCGAUCUCUCGGAGUUGCGGGAUACAUUUUCUUUUUUUUUUAUUUUCUUUUCCAUUCAGUAUUCUGCGAAGAAUCAAAGUUGUCUUAAACGCUUGCAAGUUUCUUACUUCGUCGAUGACGAUCCAUUAGUAUUAUAAAUACAAACGGAACGUCGUAUUAUCAAAUAGCAAUUGUUAAAAAACUUUCUUAAACGAUGCAUCUGUGAUUACAAAAUAUUAACGCUAUCCUUCAUUGCAAAAUGUAUCUUUGGCCACGAUCGCUGAUUUCUCUUGCGAGCGCGAGCGCAUCCGCAAUGAUCUAAAUUUAUUGUAAAUUUAUAUCCGAUUGGAAUUUGCGAUACCCGUGCCAUCAAGAACAGCCCAGCCAUCAUCGAUGUGUUAGACAAGGAGUUGUGGUCAAAAAUUUCUAUUGUAGCUUACCUUGAGAAGUCACUAUUAAUUACGAUCGUCGCCAAUCUUUUCGGCAAAAGAGUAUGUAUAUAGAUAUAUGUAAUACGCGUACAAGAUUUGCAAACGCAUAUGCAAUAGCGAUCGUCGCAGCUCCUUUCACAAACGUAUCUCCGCCCUGAGAAUCACUUCGCAGGAUAUGAAUUAUUUUCCAUGGAUGGAUAUAUCCUGCAAUGCUCUUUAUCGGAAACCACGUAAUUUAAUUUAUGUAUCGAUCGAAAGUGGAAUAUAAGGCUGUUAAGGAAAAACUUGCAUUUUUAUCCGCAUUUAUCGAAACCUUAAAGUCAUGGUCCUACGAGCGUUGAGACAACGUGUACCGUCGAGCAUAUUCUAAACAAUCAGAAAUAUACAGAGACGUAGAAACGUUAUCGUAAAAGGAAAUCGUGGAAGACAAGUUUCGUUUAUCUAGUACAGCGCAUACAAUAAACGAAGACAGUUGUUUCAAUGCUCCUACUUCGAAGAUUUACAACCACAAUUCUUUUACUUGUUCACCCCGCGUCGGCACGAUAAAAUGUGUAACGAUAAUUAUUCCGAAGAAAUCAUUAGACAUUUUACAUGUAUACUUUUAAUAAGAUAAACAUAUGAACUUUACAGAAUAUUUCAUGAUCCAGCAAUAAUUUCAUAAAUACUCCCCAAUGGAGGUUUUAAAAAAAUAGUUGAAGAUACAUUUUAUACAAAUGAACUCUUAGCGAGCCUACUACUUCUACCUAAAUUAUAAACCUGCAGUAUGAAACGUGAUUUAAUCGGAAAGAAAAAUGUACAAACGGACAGUGUUAUUGUUGAUCUACAUGUUCGGACUUUACCGUCACUUUGAAAAAAUCUCAUUUAUUUACAAUUCGUUACGAAAUUUGUAUCGUUUAAUGGAAUCAAUGUUACGAAAUCCUGAAUUAAGCAUAUCUUCAUUGAAUUAGCAUUAAUUUAUUAUACUUUAGUACAGUGCUUACGAGAAACUUACAAACUAGAGAAGCGUCCCAGCCUCGAUCCAAUUUGCUGUCCUUAAUUUAGGUCCCAUCUGCGUCGAGCGUGUUUUUGAAGGCACUUUUUCGAGCGCUUCAAGAGCGAUCGAACAACUUUCUCCUUUUUGAUCUGCUUUUCCUCUCUCUCUCUCUCCCCCUCUCUCUCCCCCUCCACCUCCUUCUUCACUCAUUCUUGCUUUCACUCUGUCAGUCAUUCAUCCGUGCACGCACACGAUACAUUUUUUCUGAUUCCCUCUCACGCUACAGCUUUCAUUCUCAUGCAGAUUAACCUUCUCUUUUCUCGUACAAAAAAGAUUCGAUCGCGCUGAACAAUGGAUUGGCGUGAGCUCGGCGAAGAAGCACGGCGAUUUGGAAAUCGAGAUCGGAACGUAUUCCCUGGAAUCUGGAAAUCGAAAUACACAAAUGAUCAGGAAAGAAUUCAAGAUAUUUUAUACGGCGAAACUGAUUCAUUGUGUUUCUUUAGUUACUUCAGAUAAUUAUUUUGUUUAUUAUGAGAUUUAAUUACA
Molecule: messenger RNA, 2888 nt
Organism: Nomia melanderi (Alkali bee)
Lineage: Eukaryota; Metazoa; Arthropoda; Insecta; Hymenoptera; Halictidae
Gene: UbcE2M
Product: NEDD8-conjugating enzyme UbcE2M
Source: RefSeq, a predicted model, not a curated record